AUGUACUAUUGCUUACUUGGGGCCCCAUCCACCCCGUCGCGGACGUCAUUGGCCUGCCAAGACCAGCCUAUGCGCUUCCGAGCUUCCUUGAGGCGCCCUCACACUUUUUCUUCGCCUCCAUGCUGCGCUACACGCCUUGUACACGACACACCAGCUGGGCCGCCAUCUCGCGUCGCCUGCAGUGGCGCGGCAUUCUGCACCGUCGACAUGCAUCAACAAGCGCCGACGAUGCACAAUGGUUCCCGCAGCUGCGCGACCAGAUGCUGCAGCGGGGCGCCAUCCAUCUUCCCGAUCACUUGACCACCCCGCCUGAAUACAGGCUCGCGCAGACGCUGAUGGGUUUCCUGCCGUUGGAAUGCUGUUCUCUACCCGCAAGCCAUAAGCCCAUACUUCCUGUCGGCCACCAUCUGAUAUGGUUCAAUCCAGCGGUACCCACUGACCACCUGCUUCCGGACGGCACAGACGCAUCACACAGUCCGGGCGGCCCUUGGGUGCGCCGCAUGUGGGCUGGAGGCUCAUUGAAGCUGAAUUCGGAUGAUUAUUUUAACAAAAGGAACGGCUUCGCUAGAGACACCCCCAUGACAGGUGUCGAGCGCAUCAAGCAUGUCCAACUGCGCGGCCAGGGAGACGCCGCCAAAAUCUUCGUCACCAUUGAGCGACGUUUUGCGAGGCUCGAUACCCUGAAGCAACGCUACAGCGCCCUUUAUGACCGAUUGGGCAAGGACAGUGGCUUGCCCAAAAUCCAAGCCUUCUUUGAGAACCAACUGCUCAGUGACGACGACUGGGGCGAUGCCCUUCUCAAAGAAGAGCGUAACUUGGUCUUUCUCAAGGAACGUAGCACUGAAGAACUCGGCGCCAUCAAGGCGGGCCAGGUGACGCCUAUAAAGUAUCUAGAUCCUCCUGGUAAACCUAUCUACUCCUAUACCAUGAUUCCUGACCGCAACCUCCUAUUCCGCUUCUCUGCCCUUACCUUCAACGCCCAUCUUAUCCACCUCGAUCCCGACUUUGCCCGCAAUGUUGAAGGCCAUCGAAAUCUCCUGGUCCAUGGGCCGCUCUCCUUGAUACUCAUGUUGCAAGCAUUCAACCGCCACCUGAAGACGCAUACUCAGGGAGAGCAAGUCGUCGAGUCGAUGGAGUAUCGCAAUCUUGCCCCACUCUACUGCGACGAGGAGAUGCGCAUCUGUGGCCUAGAAAGGAAGACGCUGGAAAAUGGAAGCAUCUACGACGUAUGGAUUGAGGGUCCAACGGGCGGUGCCGCUGUCAAAGGCACCAUAUAUACCACGGUGCGGAAGCGGACACUCCCUGAUCCGGCCACGCUCCCAAGAUUGGAAGAGAAAAAUCCACGAGCUUUUAAUCGCAAGAAAAACAAGGCCCUGGGUACUGGUAUUCAAGUACGCUAUACUUCACAGAAGCUAGGUUCGGUUUCACCAACAUCACAGUCUACCGGAAUGCAUCAAGCAACUGAGCCAGAAACGACCUCACGUCUUGGGGAAGCAUCGGUAUCCGAACCUUCAGCCAAACACGAAGACGAGACAUCCACCAACUCGGAGUUCGGUAAGACAACUUCUCAGUCAUAUCCUAGAGAAGUAGAUACCACUUCUCCGCUUGCCUCUGGCCAAAGAAACCGCCGUGAUAGGCCCUCCACACGUCUCAGAUCCUACCAGUUCAUCACUCCCGCAAAUACUACACCGCCCAUUCACCACGUGGAAUCUUACCAGCCCGGAAAACCUGUCUUAUCAAGCCAGUCCAAAUACCUGCUGCGCCGUCUCGUACGAGAAGACCCUCCUGAUAUCAUCAAGGAGCCACUGCCACUUGUCCGCACAUAUGCUGCCUCGCCAUAUGUAUCCGACCCCGAUGAGACGGCGUCACGACAUAGCCGGUUUUUGAGGGAGGGCGUGAGGGAGAUUGAAGAGCCGAGUAUUAGGUAUACGGGAAACAGUCUGGCGCUUGCUCGUCGUAAGGAGACAUCCGAGUCGGGUGAUCAGGAUGAUUCGCCACAAUUUACGAUUUCCUAUUUUAUCGUGAAGGAGAAGGAGUAAUUAUAGAUUAACAAACUCAGAUAUGCUCCUAUUACCUACUAGUCAUAUAAAU
This is a messenger RNA of Exserohilum turcica Et28A, 2091 nucleotides long. RefSeq lists its product as uncharacterized. Gene Ontology annotation, cellular component: mitochondrion. Lineage: Eukaryota; Fungi; Ascomycota; Dothideomycetes; Pleosporales; Pleosporaceae. The transcript has 2 exons. Bases 120 to 2039 code for a protein of 639 amino acids. The record is from RefSeq and is a predicted model, not a curated record. Gene Ontology annotation, molecular function: (3R)-hydroxyacyl-[acyl-carrier-protein] dehydratase activity.